CGACUCAUUCGCGUCACUUGCGUUCCACUUUCGACCGCCUCCCUUCACGGCCCCAAGAAGAAGGGAACGCCCGGUACAGGGGCGGGCUGUGCUACUUCCCCAUUACGGUAAAGAACCGGAAGUUGGUCCGACGCUGCGCCGCGCCCCCCGCCGCCACUUCCGGUCCUGUCCGGUUUCCCUCAGAAGCGGUGUUUACCGCUCCGAAUGGCGGCGGCUCGUUUCGCUUGGGCGCUGGCGCUUUGGGUCGUAGUAGUCGCAGCGACGACGACGCAGUCGAAUAAGACGGUGCCUGUCGAGGCCGCGUCUCUUUCUCCUCCGCAGCCGCCGAAAGAGAAAAGCCGCGAGGGUGCCUCCCGGCCCGCCUCCACUCCCACAACCAUGACGACAUCCGGGUCCCCGCCGUCGGGGCUGUCGGGAUUGGGCCUACCGGCCCUUCAUCGAGCGCUCUACGUCGUCGCCGGCCUGGCAGGCAUCGGCCUCCUCUACUACCUCGGGGGCCGCACGCUUCGGACAAGGAAACCUCCACGGAAAAAAUAUGGACUUCUGCCUAACUCAGAAGAUCCCAUGGAGAUGGCUUCUCUAGAGAGUGAUGAAGAUACAGUAUUUGAAACAAGGAAUCUGAGACGGUGAUAAUAGGACUUGUGGUUUUUUCCAACUUGACCAGAGAAGAAGCAGAUUCACCACUGGAAGAAACUUGGACCCCUGUUACUAAAAUAAUAAUGAUAAUAAUAAUAAUUCCUGAAGCUCCUUACAAUGUGAAAACCCAGCAGUGUGAAACUUUCUCUUCAGGCCGGCAAAGAAGAGAAUUGUCAUACCCUCUUGCCUCACAGCCACUACGAUGAAUGUGUCUGCCUGGAGAAUGAAUUGCAGAGAAAAUGAGGGUUUCCCAGGGUGGGUCUUUAUACAUUCCUAACAAAUAUGGAGCGAGCAGCUAAGAUGCAAAGCUGCCCUUCACAGUUUGAAGCUGGUACCAGCUUCUGUUGCUUCAAAUGGGAUCUUUCUUUUAAAGAAAGUUGGACCUUCUUAAGGUUGGAAAGUGCAGGGAUGCACUUUGCGGCUGGCACUGCCCUUAGGAAAAGCUGGUGGGUUCAGGUAAGGUGUGACACCCUAGAGGACACUGAGUCAAGGUCCGGUCAUUCACCAGCUGCUGCGUUAGGAAACCGCAGGUUGUCCGCCUGGUUUGGCCUCUACCUGGAUCUCCUGUUCUGCUUUCCUGUUGUGUCAUUGAGAAAAAGCUGCUGUCUGCUUUUGAAUUUAGUUGUAUAUGAAGCAAUAUCAUUCCAAGAAGAACAGCCGGAGCAAAAAACAUGCAAGCCGUUAGUUGCUCUGGUAACUGAAGACAUGGUGCUGGCGCUUGGUAGUUUCUGAAAAGAAAUUUGCUUUCCUUUUUAGUUGAUUACAUUGCAGUGACCCUGUUUAGGGCUCAGCCUGUUUUAUGCUUGCAACCAUCUUUGAUGUUGGCAUCUCUUCUCCCGGGGAGAAGUAAACAGUGCCACCAUAGAGUGCUUAACCUUUGGAAGAAUGGGUUUACAAAUGAAGGAUAGCAGUAGGUGCUCACGAGCAUCUUAAAAUACAGUGAGAUUGCAGCCAUAUCUUAGCAGGUGCAGGCUGGGCCAGUAGCUGCAAAUGAAAAUAAGUAAAACUUGGCCCUUUCACCUUUCCUGCUAAACAGGAAAGAUACUUUUCUCCAAAUAAAUUAAUCCAGGUCAGUUUGAACAUUUAAUUCAUUGCAGUUCUUUCCUCUUUGAUAAUAUACUAUGACAAGCCAGCUUGAAAGUAAUAUUCCAGUUACAUACAAAAUAUUGUUUUGGAGAGGACAGUACUUGGAGAAAUAAGAACUGAAUGGGUCUUUGUUCAGCACUGUAAGUGAAUAAUAAUAUAUGUAAUGAUAUGUAUCUGACCAGUAAUGGAGGUAUUAUGUCCUUGAGUAAAAAUCCUUUCUUGGGACCCAAGAAAUCAGCAAUAUUUGAAUUGCCAAACUGAGAUGAUCAGUUCAGGCUUGGUCCUUUGAAUGCUUACUGGGACCAGCUGCUGUUGGGAGCUUUUUUAAAAAGAUCUUAAGACAGUAAGCUUGUAUUAAAACAAUGUAAUCAAAUGUUUUCAGGUUAAGA
This is a messenger RNA of Candoia aspera, 2111 nucleotides long. It is a transcript of the gene FAM174C, whose product is annotated as family with sequence similarity 174 member C. The transcript is spliced from 3 exons. NCBI's taxonomy places the organism in Eukaryota, Metazoa, Chordata, Lepidosauria, Squamata, Candoiidae. The record is from RefSeq and is a predicted model, not a curated record. Gene Ontology annotation, cellular component: extracellular region. Bases 205 to 630 code for a protein of 141 amino acids.